Molecule: messenger RNA, 906 nt
Organism: Zonotrichia leucophrys gambelii
Lineage: Eukaryota; Metazoa; Chordata; Aves; Passeriformes; Passerellidae
Product: zinc finger protein 239-like
Exons: 2
Coding region: 1-906 (301 amino acids)
Biological process (GO): regulation of transcription by RNA polymerase II
Molecular function (GO): RNA polymerase II cis-regulatory region sequence-specific DNA binding; DNA-binding transcription factor activity, RNA polymerase II-specific
Source: RefSeq, a predicted model, not a curated record
AUGAAGCUGCUCCUGGGCCAUCAGCUCCAAAAACUGGCUGAAGCUCUGUCCACCGUCCUGGCUCUGGACAAGAAGCUGAGCAUUGGGACCAGAGAGGACAAAUCCCCACGGCAGAACCUUGUAGAAGAGGCCGUUAUGAGUGACUCCAGGGCACAGGAAUCCAGCAGGGAGGAAACUCCCCAGAGAUCCCACAGGAAUAGGGGGUCCAAACCCAGCCCAGUGUGCUCUGAGGAGGAAAGACCCUCCCUGAGCCAGGAAGGUGGACAGAGCUUCAGCCAGAGCUCAGAGCUGGUGGUCCAUGAGCAGCUUCAUGAUGGAGAGAAGCGCUACAAGUGCUUGGAGUGUGGGAAGAGCUUCAGGCAGAGCAGCACCCUGAUCAGCCACCAGAUGAUCCAUACCAGGGAAUGGCCCUACGAGUGUGGGGAAUGUGGGAAGGGCUUCAGCUACAGGUCAGAACUCAUCAGGCACCAACGCAUCCACACUGGGGAGAGGCCCUACGAGUGUCCCCAGUGUCAGAAGAGGUUUCAGACCAGCUCCAGUCUCCUUCGCCACCAGCAGAUUCACACAGAGGAGAGGCCCUUCCUCUGCCCUGAGUGUGGGAAGGGCUUCAAGCGCAACUCCAACCCCAUCAGGCACCGGCGCAUCCACACCGGGGAGAGGCCCUACGAGUGUCCAGCCUGUGGGAAGAGGUUUCAGAGCAGCUCCAAUCUCCUCCUGCAUGAGGGAAUUCACACAGAUGAGAGGCCCUUCCGCUGCCCUGAGUGUGGGAAGGGCUUCAAGCGCAACUCCCACCUCAUCACCCACCAACACAUCCACACUGGGGAGAGGCCUUAUGAGUGUCCCCAGUGUGGGAAGAGCUUCACCAGCAGCUCUAACAUGACAAAACAUCAAUGGAGGCACCACUAA